Messenger RNA from Drosophila persimilis, 1518 nucleotides. RefSeq lists its product as uncharacterized. NCBI's taxonomy places the organism in Eukaryota, Metazoa, Arthropoda, Insecta, Diptera, Drosophilidae. Gene Ontology annotation, molecular function: carbohydrate binding. Bases 1 to 1488 code for a protein of 495 amino acids. The transcript is spliced from 4 exons. Gene Ontology annotation, cellular component: external side of plasma membrane. The record is from RefSeq and is a predicted model, not a curated record. Gene Ontology annotation, biological process: biological process involved in interspecies interaction between organisms.
AUGGCCAAAAUCAUUUUAUUCUGUGUGCUGAGCCUUUUGGCAUGCGCUGCAGGUCAACGCAUUACGACAAUCCAUUUGGAUGGAGUCCAGUACUUCAUCAGCCGGAUGAAUCCCUAUUCGCCGGAACUGAACUACUUCCUGGCCUACCAGUACUGUCGCUCCUUGGGCCUGCAGCUGGCCUCGUUCGAGACCAAGGAGAAGGCCGAAUCGAUGACAACGUAUUUGAAGAAUGCCGGCUACGGCAACUACGAUUUCUGGACCUCCGGAAAUCGCCUGGGCACGGGCAUGUUCCUAUGGAUGAGCACCGGUUUACCGUUCAAUGCCACCUUUGACUUCUUCGAGAACUCGGCGGACGCCAUCCAGGCCGGCCUCCUCGAUCCCGUCGAUCACAACAGCAACACCUCGCCCCAGCGCACCGCCCGCGACAGCAGCAGUGGCGCCGAGAAGGGAUGCGUGAUCCUGAAGCAGCCCACGCUCAAAUGGAUGCCCGAGGACUGCUCGGCCGUCAAGGACUUCAUUUGCGAGCAGACCCGCUGCUACUACUACAACUACGGCAGCAUCCCGGUCUCGUCUGCGCAGGGACGACCCAUCACCUCGACCACGCCCAGAACGCCUGACGCACUGAUGCACCUGCAUGCCGCCCCCACCACCACGCCCCUGCCCCUGCUGAUGUCCACCACUGGAGGCCUGUACACGGCCGCCAAGGCCAAGUCGUCGCCAGCGAUUGCCCAGCGCCUGGCAGAGGAGGCCAGCUCGCCGUCGUUCCACUCCUUCAAGCUGAACCAAGAUCGCUCGCUGACCGACAAAGAUGCCAUUGACGUGGAGGUGGACGACCAGGACACGGACAUGGAUGCCGAGGAGCACGACGAUCACGAGCACGAGCACGAGGCGGAGAGCGAUGGCGAUGUAGAGGGCGACGAUCACGACGGGGAUAACGAUAGCUUCAGCGAGCAUGCCCGCGAGCUGAUCGGCGAUGGCGAGGGCGAUGACAUCAAGGAGCAUGUCUUCCCGCUGCACGACAACGAGCUGCACCACGAGAUGCACUCCAUUGAAGAGGUUCAGCAGCAGCUGCAGCACCACGACGAUGAUGCCGCACCAGCUCCCGCCGCCGCCGCCGAAGAGAGUGUCAGCGUUGAGCACGAGACGGAGGCUGACGGAGACUCUGAGUCGGAAGCAGAAGCCGAUUCGGAGGCCGAGUCCCAGGCCCCUGGACAGGCCAAUGAGGCGCUGCCGAGCUCCACAGAGUCGCCGGCCGCCGCCGCCAUCGAGGAGCGCAUCAAGCAGAUUGCACAGGACUUCCAGAAGAUGGCCAGCUCGCAGGAGAUGCAGACCCCGCCCAAGGAGGAGGUCUCGCCCCAGCAGUCGCUCUCGCUGAACGACCUGAUACGCACCCUGCGCCCCAACGAGCAGCAGAUCAUACCCCAGAUCGACUCCGACUACUCGAACGCCAUGCGGGUUCUGGGCAAGACCCUGGUGCCCAACAACUAGGCUUCCCCACUGGCAUUGGCCUCCAUUAGC